Rhipicephalus microplus (southern cattle tick) is the source of this 1813-nucleotide messenger RNA. RefSeq names its product DDB1- and CUL4-associated factor 4. The record is from RefSeq and is a predicted model, not a curated record. Gene Ontology annotation, molecular function: protein binding. NCBI's taxonomy places the organism in Eukaryota, Metazoa, Arthropoda, Arachnida, Ixodida, Ixodidae. Gene Ontology annotation, cellular component: Cul4-RING E3 ubiquitin ligase complex.
GUCAAAUCCAGUUCCAAUAUAAAGCAAGCGAGGUGUUGUGUGCUAUGUUCUGCGCACCGUGGUUCUGUCACAGAACACCUGGUUCUGUGGUUCUGUAUUUCAGUGGGAGGCACUGCGCCGUGCUCCCAACCGGGCUGCGGAAAUUACGUGCCUUGUUCCUCUUCUAACCACUACCGCCACCACUUGUGUGGGGUGUUCUUUGGCAAGCGCAGCCGCACAGCGUUCCGUGUGUGUAAGACUGCGUUCGCUGGCAAAGCGUCUUGCGUUAGAUCAAAUACACCUUUGCAGCUGUGCAGGGACGGACAAAGAAUGAGAGGCAGUCGGCAACGCCAACGACGCCGCGGCAGGCACGGUGAUCAGCUGGACAGCGCUACUUCGUCGGGAGGUGACAACGGGCAGGACGAUGCGUUUCAUUUGCCGGGCUUCUAUUACGACGCCUCUCAACGGCGCUACUUUCGAGUCACGCCUGGCCAGAACAGGCACAACCCGCUCACGAUGGCAUCCAUCGAUGCCAAGCUGUCGGAAAAGAAGUGCCGAGAAGUCGUCAAAGCGAGUCUUCAGCGCAGCGGCAACACCGCUCUGCCCCGGAGCCUGAGUCGCAUGCAGAUUGGACUGCUACCGUACAGCAAGUUUGCUGCAUCAGUGCAACGCGUGCGCAUGGCGUCGCUCAAAGGCACCGUGCAGGCAGAGAUUGAGAGCGGUGGCGAAUGCACCUACCUUUCGGGACUGCGGGAUUCGGAUACAGCAUUUUGCGUCGGCGCGUGGGCCACUGAAAAUGGAGACGGCCGUCGCGGCUACGACCUCCGUUUUGUCGACCUCGCCAGCUCUACGAAUGACCGCUGGAAAACAAUCGCCUCAAAUCUAGCACAUAAGGUGAUGGACAUCAGUGUUUGUCGUAAACCUGACGGAACAACCUACACACUUUGUGCAUAUGUUCCCCCAGACUUCAUGACAGGCUGUGGAAGUACCAUGAAGUUGUUUUCCAUCAAUGACGGAGAACUACGAGGAGUGUGGGCUGCCUUUUAUAAUACUAUAUAUAGCUGUGCCAUGUCAACUGGAAGGCGGGCCUUUGCUGCUGGCAUGGAAAAAUAUGUAGACCAUCUGCAAAUUCGGGAGGCUGCAGUGAAGAGCUCGCUGGUGAUUGCCCGUGAACGCGCACUCAGUGUGGAGUUUAGUGAAGAUGGCAACCUUCUCUUUGCGGGAACACACCGUGGUAAUGUGAUGGGCUUUGACUUGCGCGACCGACCACAUUUAGGUCCCACUUUUGUGAUUCCUGUUCAUCGUGGUGUGGUGUCCCUUAGAGUGAUUGGCCCUAGCCUGAGGAUGAUUGCAAGUGCCUAUGAUGGAAACCUGGUCCUGGUGGACCCCCGGAACAAGCACAUUGUGCAGAGAUUCAAUGGUCACUGCAACAACGGGUUGAAAAUGCCCUUAAGCUACAAUGCAUCCGAACAAACUCUGUGCUCAGCGGGACAUGACAAAGUAGUGAGGCUGUGGAAAGUUGGUGAGGAAGAUCCGCUGACUGCAUUGAUGCCAGGCAACGGACAGCACCAGCCAUGGCCCUGGUACUCAAGCAAGCUGUUAUGUGCUGCAGGUCACCAGUUCUUCAGCUUUUCCUAAUGGUGUCUAGUCAUGAGCUACAAGAAUUUUGUAUCAAAGUCAUGUGAUGUUUCAAGCUUGUUGUAUGAUGUGCCUUCCGAGAUGUGUGAAAUACAAUUGAACACAGCUCAUACCAAAGGACUGUAUGUGGUUAACUGAGUUCCAUAUAUAUGUACUCAUCUACAGUCUGUAAUAAACUUAUUGAACAUUUUAAAUA